AUGAGGUUGAAGAUAGAUUUGGUCUCACCAAUUGCCAAUGGGAGGAGUAGUGAUCAAACUAGACGUAGUAUUCGUGCAUAAUAGCCUGAGUAGCUUAAGACUGGGGAGAGGAAGAGGGAGAGAGAGAGAGAGAGAGAGAGAGAGAGAAGCACAGAGAUUAUCAUCAUGAGUGUUACUGAAGAAUGGGUAGAGAGAGAGAAGCACAGAGGUUAUCAUUAUGAGGGCUGCUGAAAAAUGGGAAGAGAGAGAGAGAGAGAGAGAGACGCACAGAGUUUAUCAUUAUGAGGGUUGCUGAAGAAUGGGAAGAGAGAGAGAAGCAAAACCUGUCUUGUUCCUUCGGAUAGGUAGGGAUUCCGAUCAGUAAUAGGUAGAAGCACGUGUUUGAAGGCCGUAUACAAGUCUGCCGCUGGGGCGUUUCCAGAGUCCUGCACCUCAGCCUUUGUGGUCAGGCUCGCUGCAACAGAAGAGACUAAUCAGCCAAAUGUACGCAAAGCACUUCAUUAUUAACUAUCAAUUGCACGAACAAGACUACUGAGAAUAAUUAACAAAAAUAUAAACGGCAAAACCCCCAGGGAACCCAAAGCCUCAGAGUUCAAGUAAAUCUGGAGAAACAAGACGAACACGGUUCAUGUUCAAGAACACCCACUUAAUCAAAGGGGAAGAAAAAAAAAAACCAAUGUAUAACGUAUUCAUCUAUACUAAAGAAAUAAUCAUGCAAACAUCGAGAGAAGAUACUCCAACCAAUCACAUAACAGAGGCCAAAACUUGCCAACGUGACAUCUUCUCUACCAGUUUCGAUGCAAAGCAAGAAACCCUGCCCACCAGUUUCAAUGCAAGCACACUGCAGCAAAGUGACGAACAAUAGAACCUUGGCAAUGCUGGUAGGCCUGAGCUUAUGAUAGAGAAGCUCAAGGAACUUCCCUAUGUCGAAGAUACCAGAAAACGCUUGACAAGAAGCAGCAACCAAUCACAGGUUCCAUUGCAACAGCGCGAAGCUAUCUGAGAGGCAAAGGAAGAAAAGCACCUAACAUAGAUUUUUUAUCCUGUUUUCGUGCUAAAACAGAGUUCUCUCAGGAACCCGCUGCACGAAAAUGACAUGAUUUCUCACAAUUUCGAGACAUGAUUCAAUUGCUCACAACCUCGAGAAAGAGAAAACAGGUCUCAAAAGUUUGGAGGCAGAAAAGGUAUAGAACACUAGAACAAAAAAAUAUGGCGGGUGAUAAUCUCCCCUCAUUUUUUUUAA
Molecule: messenger RNA, 1243 nt
Organism: Spirodela intermedia
Lineage: Eukaryota; Viridiplantae; Streptophyta; Magnoliopsida; Alismatales; Araceae
Source: the annotation of a GenBank genome assembly